AUUGAAAGAAAUUAAAAAAAACAAAGAGAAAAUUGUUGAAAUUUAAAAGUGAAAAAGAUGAGAAGAGAGCCUAACCGCCAACUUGUACGGGUGGAUGGGAGCAAAUGAGGAUAUCCAAAUGCCGCCUCUUCUCAGCCUCUCGUCCGCCGUCUCAGCCCUCGCUAUCUCCGCCCCAAGCCGCGUCGGAGUCCACAAGCCGACCUAUGCAUCUUCUCACGUUUCUCAGGACGCCUCGCCGUCCAACCAGACCUCUCCAUCCGGCGUAAAGAAAACCGGCGUCAUUGUGAUCGGCGGCGGACUGGCUGGCUUAGCUGCCGCAACUUGCCUCCGAGCUGAGAACGUCCCUUUCGUCCUGCUUGAAGCCUCCGACGCCGUUGGCGGCCGCGUCCGCUCCGACGUCGUCGACGGUUUCAUCCUCGAUCGCGGGUUCCAGAGGGGCAGUGGUUGGGGCAUGGAGGUAUUUGAGAUUGUACCGGGUCGGGUUUGCCCAACCCAACCAAACCCCGCCGACGAAUUUGAUGAAGAACCCAAGGGUGAGAUCAGGCCUGUACUUGUGUGGUGAUUUGGUGACUAGUGCUACCUUUGAUGGUGCUUUGGCCUCUGGAAGGAAAACUGUGGAAGCUUUGUUGAAUGAAAGAUAGGCCUUUGU
This is a messenger RNA of Cuscuta campestris, 649 nucleotides long. The record is from the annotation of a GenBank genome assembly. NCBI's taxonomy places the organism in Eukaryota, Viridiplantae, Streptophyta, Magnoliopsida, Solanales, Convolvulaceae.